AUGCAUCUUAAGUGUGGCAGUUCUGCGAGGUGCAGUGUACGCCAUAGGAGGUUACGAUUAUCAUAAAUAUCACAGAACGGCUGAAAGAUACGACUGCAAGACGAACGAGUGGUCUUUGAUCGCUCCCAUGAACACAGAGCGACACAGUACAAGUGCGGCUGUGCUGAAUGACAAAAUAUACGUCGCUGGUGGAAGAGAUGGUAAGAAUAAGAAAUAUCUAAACUCGGUGGAAGUUUAUGACCCGGACACCAACCGAUGGACGUUCGUUGCACCAAUGCAUUAUCGACGUACCGUGCAUUCUUGCGUCGCCUUCCACGGCUGUCUGUACGUCCUAGGAGGAUGCAACGACAAAUCAUGCAGGUUCAGAAUCGAAAAGUAUGACGCUGCAGAAGACACGUGGACCGAAAUCCCUUGGAAUAUCUUCUAUUCGGGUUGCACAGAAGUGAUCGACGAUAUGAUCUUUGUCAUCCUUAAUUAUUAUAACCCGUGCAGCAACUUCAACCGUGUCGCAUGUUUCAAUGACAAGGAAAAUCAAUGGUUUGUUUCUUUGUUUGUUUGAUUCUUUGUUUGGUUGUUCAGGGCUGUAUAAUCACAAACUCUUACUUUCGAAAAGCUCUUGGAAGUGAAUCAUUUCCGUUCAAGAUAACCGCGAUCUUGCGGAUGCAGCGCCUUGUAGUGUCGAAGAAAGUGACCGACGUUUCAGAGGUUCUUACUGCUUACUCAGGGCCUCGAAUAAGAGCGCGAAAAGUGUUUGAGAGGAAGGGGGUAGAUUGAAAGCAGGCAGGGCGAUGUUGCGGUCAAGCUGAAUCCUUAGAGAAGAGGGCGAAUGUCUAUGCAGUUAACGACGCCUACGAUCUUAUGUUCCCAUUUUUCAUGGACUUUUACUUGGAAGUGGCUGUUGAGGGAGUACGUAAGCAGGACUAAAAACAUCCUGAAGGCAGAUUUCUUCAUACUAAUUUGUGCAAGAGCCAGAAAUUCAUUUCAUUUUAGUUUGUUGUCUGUUUUACAUCUAGCAGAACCUCUCCGGAAAUAUUUUUGGUUGGACAAAUUUUUUUGAAAAUAUAUUGCUAAAAGAGGGAAAUAUUGUUAUGGGCGCAUGUCUCAAACAAAACACGCUUAUCUCUCCAAAGAAAGUGUGUGAUUAAAUUUAUUAUUCUGACCUAA
Zootermopsis nevadensis is the source of this 1164-nucleotide messenger RNA. Lineage: Eukaryota; Metazoa; Arthropoda; Insecta; Blattodea; Termopsidae. The record is from RefSeq and is a predicted model, not a curated record.